Molecule: messenger RNA, 1062 nt
Organism: Cotesia congregata
Lineage: Eukaryota; Metazoa; Arthropoda; Insecta; Hymenoptera; Braconidae
Source: the annotation of a GenBank genome assembly
AUGAUUUCGACUUUUUAUGAAAAAUUAGUUGGAAGUUCGCAACAAGAGUCUUCCAGUUCCAAAAUUUUGUGUGUCGGGCUUGUGUGCCUUGACAUUGUACAAACAUGUAAAAAUUUUCCAUUAGAAGAUACUGAUACAAGAUGCAUUGAUUAUAGAUGGCAACGUGGUGGUAACGCUUCGAACAAUUGCACGGUAUUGUCCAAACUGGGAAGUAAAUGCGAAUUUUUUGGCACACUUGGAACAGAGCACCACUUAAAAUUUUUGAAAGACGACAUGCUUAAGUACAGUAUUGAUUUUAGUCAUUGUCCAGUAAUUGAUAAAAUUGGUUGUCCUACAUCGACAGUAAUAUUGAGUUUACAAGCCGGAUCCAGAACUAUAUUGCAUCACAAUCCAAAUUUACCAGAACUUACUAUUCAAGAUUUUGAAAAAUUAAAUUUAGAUAAUUACCGCUGGAUACAUUUUGAAGGAAGAAAUAUUCCACGAGUAUUGGGGAUGAUGCAAUCUAUUGAAAAUUAUAAUAGUAAAUUACAAUCUAUAAAAUCAAAUAAUAAUAAUAUACCGAUAACAGUAAGUGUUGAAUUGGAAAAAAAUAAAAUUGAAUUAUUGGAUUUAUUGCCAGCGACAAUUAUUUGUGCGUGGGGUGACAGAGGAGCAAUGGCAAGAACACCAGAUGGUACAAUUGUUCAAUCACCGGCAUUUCCUCCACCGCAAAUAAUUGAUUCAUUAGGUGCAGGCGACACGUUUACUGCAGCCGUAUUGCACUAUUUAAAUCACGUUAAAUUAAAAAAAAGUCAAUUUAAUGUAAUAAAUACCAACAAUACAGAUCAGAUAACUAAAACUCAACAACAAACAGAUCAAGAUCCAUCAUCAUCAUCAAAUUCUAAUAUUGUUCCUAAAAAGAUAACAUUUAAUUGUAACAUUGAGAGUUUAGAGUACAGCAACACUGACUUUAUUGAUCAAACAAUUUUACAAGCAGCCAUUACAUUUGCCUGCCGUACUGCCGGUAAUAAAAUUGGGUUCAAGGGUUACGAUCAUCUACAAUCAACUCCAAUCUGUUUUUAA